GUAGUGGCAAAAUCUGAAUUGCUUGCAAGAAGUCUAUUAUCAGCUACAGAUAACAAAGGGAACUCCUUAUUACAUAUGGUUGGCCUAAAAAGAAAAAGUCAAGCUAGUGAAAAGAUGCAAAGCCCUGCAUUCCAGCUACAAAAAGAGUUGCUGUUGUUUAAGAAAGUGAAGUCAGCCUGUAAGAUGCAUUUGACCAAGCCUCUCAACAAAGAUAACCAGACUGCUGAAGAAUUAUUUGCUGCUAGGAAUGAGAGACUCCAUCGAGAUGCCAAGGAAUGGCUAAUGCGCACCACUGAGAAUUGCACCAUUCUUUCUGUUUUCAUAGCCACUGUUGCCUUUGCAGCAGCCUACACGGUACCAGGAGGUCCUAAUCAAGACACCGGUAUUCCAAUCCUUAACUCUAAACCCUUGUUUGUGGUUUUCAUAUUAGCUGAUGUGUUCUCCCUCACUUUGGCUUUGACAUCUGUGGGUAUAUUUCUCUCCAUCCUUACAUCCUCAUUUCCACUACAAGACUUCGAAACAUAUCUUUUUAAGAAGCUGACACAGGGAAUUAUAUGUAUGAUCCUCUCGGUCUCAAUGAUGGCGGUGGCGUUUGGAGCAACAAUCAUCCUGAUCAUGAUGACACAUAAUUGGAAAAAUGCUGUUUGGAGUGUGGUUGGAUUUCUUCCUGUCCCCAUUUUUUUUCUCUCAUAUUCACCUCUACGUUCAGCAGUCCUGGGACGUUGCACAGAAUCUUCCAAAAAUUUUGUUGCAAAAUUCCUCAAAGGUGUUGCCAUUGGGGUUGGAAUAUUCGUCUUUGUCCUCUUUUAUUGUUUAUAUCUAGCUUUCAAAGGACUGUUCUGGACCGUGAAAAAGUCUUUUCGUUGGAUUUGUGGGAAUAAAUCCGAUACCCAAUCUCCACAGCCAACUGCAGCUCCAAUUACUCAAGUUUGAAAGAAGAAACAGAAUUUCGUUUCAGAACUCUUUUCAGAGCAUGUUGUCCUCUCUUCUUUUUCUAUAAAGUAACAGAACUUGCCUGUGUAA
Molecule: messenger RNA, 1023 nt
Organism: Vitis vinifera (wine grape)
Lineage: Eukaryota; Viridiplantae; Streptophyta; Magnoliopsida; Vitales; Vitaceae
Product: ankyrin repeat-containing protein ITN1
Exons: 2
Coding region: 76-933 (285 amino acids)
Source: RefSeq, a predicted model, not a curated record